Molecule: messenger RNA, 287 nt
Organism: Thamnophis sirtalis
Lineage: Eukaryota; Metazoa; Chordata; Lepidosauria; Squamata; Natricidae
Source: RefSeq, a predicted model, not a curated record
CAGCACAGCCGGGCUCAUGGCCACCGCGGGCGGCCACGCUUCAAGCUGCAGCCCGGCCGGGGAAGCGGAGCGGCCUCACCCGCGGCCCUUCCUGAUCGGGGUGAGCGGGGGCACCGCCAGCGGCAAGUCAACCGUCUGUGAGAAGAUCAUGGAACUUCUGGGUCAAAACGAGGUGGACCAUCAUCAAAGGAAGGUCGUCAUCCUCAGCCAAGAUCGAUUCUACAAAGUCCUCACUCCAGAACAGAAAGCCCACGCCUUAAAGGGACAAUAUAACUUUGACCAUCCAG